AUGGCGCUCCAUACCGAGGCUUUCGCCCUCGGUGCCGCGCCCGUGCCCCCCGUCAGCAGGUGCGCGCGUGGCGAGAAUCUCUUCGGCAGGGCCUCGAGCCUGGGGCUUGCCGUGCCUGAAUCUUCGGAGCGAGGGAUUCCGCCGGUGCUUGCUGCAGCUGCCACUGCCUUGCUGACGGGCGUCCUUGCGAAGAGACGGACGGCGGACGCCCGGGCGGCCGCAGUGGCGCUGAGAGCCAAGGUCACCUUGAACGAGCCGUUGUUCAGCGAGGAGGCCUGGUCAGAUGACGUUCCCAGCGAGCUGAGGGUGCAGGACCUGGAUGUCGGGCAGGAGCUCAUGGGCAUUGUCGUGAGAGUUGUGGACGAGCUGGGAUGCUUCGUGGAUGUGGGUGCCGACAGACAGGGGCUCGUUCAUCGGUCGAAGGUCUCGAAGAGCUAUGUCCCUGUGCUUUCAGAGGUCGUGCAGACUGGCCAGUCCGUCAAGGUCUGGGUCCGAGCCGUAUCCCCUCAAGGUCGCCUUGACCUCACCAUGGUUGACGAGAACGCCGAGGACGAGAGCCUCAUGCCUUUCAAGGAGGUGAGCGCAGACGAGUGGUUCGAGGCAGAGAUCACCGGCCUGAGCAAUGCCGGCGCCUACGUGCGAGUCCAGCCCCCUGGUGGCGGUGAGUUGGUGGACGGCUUCAUCCCCAUUAGCCAGAUCCAGGAGGGCUUCGUGGAGCACCCGGCUGAUGUCCUGGAGGCGGGGUGGUGUGCGGAGGAUGCUCAGGCGGCACCAACUGAGAAAGUAUCAGCAGAAGUUUGGCUCAGCGGUGGCGACAGCGCACAGUGGAAAGCAGCAGCUCCGCUCCGUGAGCACUUCGAGACGAUAUCAAUGUCGGCCAUGAAGGUGGAUGCUUCCCCAUCGCAUUCAGAGGUAUCUACGGCGAGUCCCCGAAGUGUGGCUUCUUAUCACUCCGACGGAGAUUCAGACCUGGGAUCGGGUUCGCCAAGCCCGGUUGCAGGGAUCGAGGCUAAGCCAAAGUUUAAGCUUCCAGAGAAAGGGGUCCUCGACAGCUUGUGGGAGGAGUUCAACCUGCUUGUCUACCUCCUCAAGGAUAACCUCAAUGCCGGCGCGACGCCUAUCGUGGUCAUGUACCUCGCCACAGCCGCUGCGACCACGGGAGCUACCUGCGGCGGUGCGAUCGCUGCCGCCGUGAUGGGCCUCCUCUACCUGACGGUGUUUGACCUCGUGAACCAGUGGAGCGGUGUUGAAGAGGACAUGAUCAACAAGCCUUGGCGGCCCAUCCCGCAGGGCUUGAUGACCGUCUGGGGGUGCAAGAUGCGCUGUGGUGCUGCGGCCAUCGCGUGUCUAGCUGCAUCGUACCUUUACGAUCUGGCGAUCCCGUGUGUGCUUUGCUUGUCAGCAACGUUUGGAUAUGCCGUUGGCUGGGACAAGAACUUCAUCUUUCGUGGGUUCGUCUUCAUGCCCAUGAUCUUCAUGAUCCACUUCUUUGUCUCCAUGCGUUUGGCACUUGGAGCAGCUGCUGAUAACAAAGCGCUCUGGGAUUGGGCUGCCACUUUCGCCGCCUACUACUCGAUCCUCUUUCUGCUUGCAGACCUACGGGAUCUGAAGGGCGAUGCCCAGGUGGGCCGUCGGACACUUCCAGUUUUGCUGGGAGCCCACCGAUUUCGAGCCAUGUUGUUUGUCUUAGUUGCCGUGCUAUCACCGGCAGGGUUUUAUCGGAUGCUGGAAGCUCUUUGGGCCCAGCAAGCAAUCCCAGCUCUGGCAUGCAGUUUUUGGAACUUUCUGUUCGUCAUCACAAUUUUGUACAUGCUCGCUACUGGCGAAAGCGUGAAAGCCCAUUGUUUUGCCUACAAGCUAGUGGUUUGUAUGUACACAUUUGGUACAGCCCCUUGCUUUUACUUCAUCGUCCCCUCUGUGCUUGCGUCGGAAGUGUAG
Molecule: messenger RNA, 1938 nt
Organism: Symbiodinium sp. CCMP2592
Lineage: Eukaryota; Dinophyceae; Suessiales; Symbiodiniaceae
Source: the annotation of a GenBank genome assembly